Erinaceus europaeus (western European hedgehog) is the source of this 960-nucleotide messenger RNA. Its product is annotated as olfactory receptor 6F1-like. Gene Ontology annotation, molecular function: olfactory receptor activity; G protein-coupled receptor activity. NCBI's taxonomy places the organism in Eukaryota, Metazoa, Chordata, Mammalia, Eulipotyphla, Erinaceidae. Gene Ontology annotation, cellular component: membrane. The transcript has a single exon. The record is from RefSeq and is a predicted model, not a curated record. Gene Ontology annotation, biological process: G protein-coupled receptor signaling pathway. The coding region runs from base 1 to 960 and encodes 319 amino acids.
AUGGGUGCGGCAAACCAAACUACAGUGACAGAGUUCAUCUUUCUCGGGUUUUCUGGUGUUUUCUCUCUGCAACUCACACUGUUUGUGAUGUUUCUCAUCAUAUACCUACUCUCCCUCACGGGAAACACCCUCAUCAUUUUCAUUGUCCUGAUGGAUGUUACACUUCAGACGCCCAUGUAUAUUUUCUUGGGAAAUCUAUCCUUUUUAGAGAUUUGGUACACCACUGCCACAGUGCCUAAAUUGCUAGCCAUCUGUCUCUCUCAGUGGGUCACCAUCUCUGUUUCAGGCUGUAUCACCCAGUACUACUUCUUCUUCUCCAUGGGGGCUACUGAGUGCAUCCUGCUGGCAGUGAUGGCCUAUGACCGCUACCUGGCCAUCUGCAACCCUCUGCGCUACCCACUUCUCAUGAGUCUCCUUGUGUGUCUGCGCUUUUCAGCUGGAUCUUGGAUUGGGGGCUUCAUUGCUCCUGUCCCCCCUACCAUACUCAUCUCUUAUCUCAACUUCUGUGGUCCCCAGAAGAUCAAUCACUUCUUUUGUGACUCAGAUCCCAUUUUUAAACUCUCCUGCUCAGAUACAUUCUUGGUGGAGGCUUUGGGUUACACAUGCACUUCCAUUGUUAUUCUGAGUUCCUUCCUUCUCACCAUGUCUUCUUAUGGAUACAUUAUUGUCACAAUAAUUAGACUUUCUUCCCUGGAGGCUAAGAAAAAGGCCUUCUCCACCUGUGCCUCCCACUUGACUGUGGUCACUAUCUAUUAUGGCACCAUCAUCUUCGCCUAUGUUCAUCCUCCAGCCAAGUACAACUUCACUGUUGGCAAGGUGAUCUCUGUGUUCUACUGUGUGGUCACCCCACUUGUAAAUCCUCUUGUAUACACCCUAAGAAACAAGGAUGUAAAGAAAGCUUUCAGGAAGGUGCUAGCACAAAAGAGACUGCUCUUGACUAGGAACAUGCAGGAAGUUUGA